Paramecium sonneborni is the source of this 1710-nucleotide messenger RNA. The record is from the annotation of a GenBank genome assembly. Lineage: Eukaryota; Ciliophora; Oligohymenophorea; Peniculida; Parameciidae.
AUGUUUUAAUCAAUAAGAAUAAUAAGCUUUGACUCCGAUUAUGAAAUUCUUCAAGAAUUCAGAAGUUCUCCUACUGAAAACAAACCCUACUAUAAGUAUUAGAUUGUUAAAAAAAAAAAUGAUUAAGAAUCAAAAACAAAAUAUAUAGCAGCUUAUUAUUCUGUAGGAAGAGAAUAAAAAGACACAGUUAAAUUAUUUUAUUUGGUUAAAAAAAUAAAAAUACUUAAUCUUAUAAAUAAAGAAAGCUUUUAUCAUGAAGAUGAUGGAUUUAUAAUAGUUUAUCCAUAUUUAUAAAAUUAUUAACUAAGUUUAUAAUAAAUGCAAAAAUUGGAUAAACCUACUAAGAUUUAAAUAAUUGUUUAAUUAAGCAUAAGUAAUAUUGGUAUUAAAUAUAGCCCUCUUGGAAAUGACAAAAAGAAAAAUUUCUUUCAAUAUCACAAAUCUCAAUUAACUAAUACUAAUUGAUAGUUUAAUUUUUAUCAAUAUGCAAGAGUUUCAUUAUUUUUAACAAUCAACUGAUACUUAAUCUCUAAAUCACUUAAAAUAAUUUAGUAAUAAUAUACAUCAUAUUAAGUUAAUCAAAAUUUUAUACUGGCUGAAAUUUAAGAAAUCGAACUUUUUAAUUUUGAUGCUAAAACUAUGGAAUCAUUUACAGAAUCUAUUUUAUAAGCAUUUAAUUUACAAACUAAAGAGCAUGUAGAAGCAUAAUUUUUUAGAGUUUUUUGUAAGAUUUUAAAUAUAACAAAAUACUAAUAAUUAGCUGCAUUCUAGGCCAAUUCUCAUAUUUAUAAAAUUUAAAAAUUGCCUGUGUUUGAAAAGAUUUUCAGUUUUCCUUUGACAGAAGAAAUCAUAGCUAAAUCAACAAAAAUAUAAGGAGAUGAUGAUUAAUUGAUUGAAGAUGUUAAGCUCAAUAUUACAAGAGAAAUUGAAUUAAUGGAAUUAUUUGAAGUUAACCAUGAAAUUGCAGCUUGUUUUAAAUAUAUAAGGAUAUUAGAGCAAUCUUAUUUAUUUAUGAGAUAUUAUUGUAAAAAUUUGAGAGAGUACUUUGAUUUAAUGGAUUUAAAUCCAACAGUUUAUUUUACAAAAUUAAUUGUCUAUACAAUUGCUUAUUAAUUUAUCAAAGGAUUAGCUUUGUUACAUCGAGCAGGAAUCAAACAUAGGGAUUUAAAACCAGAAAAUUUAUUUUUGACUAAUGAAAAUAUUGUUUCAGGUUAAAUUCAUAUAGCUGAUUUUGAUAGAUCAAAAAUUCAUUCUCUUGAUAUUGAUAUUGAUCCUCUUGAUUAAACUAAUACACCAGAAUACAAUCCUCCAGAAUAAUAAAUACGAAGAGAUCCUACAUAAAACUAUAAUGAAUAUUCUGUUGAUAUGUGGCAGUAUGGACUAACAAUAUUUGAAGCUGCAAAUAAGGGUCAAUAUCCUGGAAAGAAAUAUUGUGAUAAUUUUGAUAAAUAUUAUUCUCCAUAAGUAAUCGAGGCCAAACUAGCAUAAUAUAAGUAUGAUAAGGAAUUUGUUGAUGCAAUCAAAUUAUGUUUAAAAGAAGAUCCAUAACAAAGGCCAGAAGCUAGAGUUAUUGAAAACAUUAUGUAAAGUAUAUACGAAAAAGAAUUAUCAAAACAGGCUAAAGGACCUAAACUUUAAUCAAGCUAAAGCUUUAAAUGGUAAAAGAGUCAAUAAGUUGAGUAAUAAAUAGAAUCAAUAGAUGAUAAUUGA